AUGAAUUAAGCUAUAAAAGAUUAAGCUAAUCAAUUAUAAUCUAAUUACGAGUAGUCUCGAAUUGGAGUGGCUUUUGGAGAUGAAUUUGAAUAAGGUCCAGUUUCCUUUAGAGCUGAAGCCCACUUCAAUGAGCAAAAGGCAAUAGACCAAUAUGAUACACUCAAGAACAUAGUUGGAGAUCAUAUUGAUAUUGAUUGGGCUCUAGUUUGUUUCCUCCGAUAUCAACCUGGUAAAAAGGAUGCAUUGAUAUAAUCAAUCACAAAAAUUAAAGAUAGACCUCGUUUUGAGGCCUUUGAAUGUAAGAUCCAUUCGGAUGAAACCUAUGUUUAUUUCUCUAUUAAACUCAGAGAAGAUGAAGAAAGUAAAAUAAAGGGAAGCCUUGAAAUAAUAUUAGAAAAUGGAUUAAGAGAAAUUGUUAAGAACUAAGACAAUUACCUUAACUUUGAAUUUGAUGCAAACUAUGAUUUUGAAUAAUUAGUUGAAGCUGUAAAUAAAGGAGAAAGGGUUGGAGCUGCCUUUUUGAAAUAAAUUAGAGCUGAAGUGAACUUAUUUUUGACAAAAAACUUCUAUCAAGGAAUUGAAAAAUUAGUUGAGGGGAUUGAUAAAGAUGCAUUAGAAUCUCCUCCUUUGGCGUUCUUAAAACAUUUUAAGAAUUUAGACAUGGAUUUGAGAUUCAGAUCAACCGAGGAAUUACCUCAAGUUAUUAAGAAUUAGAUGAUCUUUGGAGAAGAAUUUUAGACAUUAGCAUAGGAAGAAUUACAAUUGCCAAUUAAUCGUACAAAAUAAGUCAAUGCUAUUAUGGAUGCAGCUGCAGAUAAUGGAUUCAUUUAUUUGACAAUCUCAGAUUUAUUAGCCAUCAAAAUUGAUUCUCAUACUCCUAAAUUGUCAACAUUUUUAACAAAAUAUGGAAAAUACUUGGCUAAAUUAGUAGGAUUAGGAGAAUUUGUUCCAGAAGCAUGA
Messenger RNA from Paramecium tetraurelia, 960 nucleotides. RefSeq lists its product as uncharacterized. The record is from RefSeq and is a predicted model, not a curated record. The transcript is spliced from 6 exons. Lineage: Eukaryota; Ciliophora; Oligohymenophorea; Peniculida; Parameciidae.